GAUAUGGAGGAAGAGAUGUGCGACGAGGAACGCUAUCGUGACUUGAAUAGCUCAGUGGAACAAAAAAUAGAAGAGGAAAAACAAAGUCGCCCGAAAAAAGCUGAAACUGCAUUUGAUUAUGGAACAAGUACUGUCAGCGGUGAUGGUGAUGGCGGACCUGCUGCCGAAGAUAGUUACAGUGAAACAGAGCCUUUCGAACCUCCUGCCGGCAUAAAGUUGCCAAUGGGAUUGGCUUUGCCCGAGAAUCAAAAGCAGAACCAUAUAAUUGAGAGGACCGCAUUAUUUGUCGUCACGAAAGGGCCGCAAAUGGAUAUAGUAAUGAAAGCCAAACAGAGGAAUAGCACUGAGCAGGUUUGUUUGCUGUCUUCUCAUCAAGUACUGAAGACUUAA
This is a messenger RNA of Cylicostephanus goldi, 390 nucleotides long. The record is from the annotation of a GenBank genome assembly. NCBI's taxonomy places the organism in Eukaryota, Metazoa, Nematoda, Chromadorea, Rhabditida, Strongylidae.